CCUUCCCCAGCCACCAGGGUAGGCGCCCGUUCCUGGUUACCGUGGCAACCGCGAGGAGCCCUAGCCAGCUCUGCUACUGCAGUCCUAGCCGGGAUGCAGCGGUGAGAAAGGACAGACCGAGGCAGACCCCGAGUUCUUCAUUCCUUCUUCGCUGCUCCGGAUUCCGAGAGAGCAAGGGAAGAAGGCACAAGGAUGAAAGAAGCGUGUCUUGGGGCCUCCCAGUGAGAACCUUUGAUGGGAUUCUAGCUGGAAGGUGGAGUCACUGCACUUAGGAUGCGUGCAGCCACAGAAGCAGCACCUGUGUCCUGAGGACCAGCCAACCUGGGGGAGGCAAGCUCUCGCCGGUCGUCGAGGAAGAUGCGGUGUGAAGCCCCAGUCCGUGAGUACCAUCAAAUCUUCCCCUGGAUUAAGGUGACAGUGCCAGGUGGAUCAGCACCAUUCCACCGCCCCUCUGUGGAGCUGUGCCAAGAGUAGGGGAACAUGGAGGAGAGGAAGCAGGAGACAACGAACCAAGCUCACGUCCUCUUUGACCGCUUUGUCCAGGCCACCACCUGCAAGGGGACCCUCAGGGCCUUCCAAGAGCUCUGUGACCACCUGGAGCUGAAGCCCAAAGACUACCGUUCCUUCUACCACAAGCUCAAGUCCAAGCUCAACUACUGGAAGGCCAAAGCCCUCUGGGCCAAAUUGGACAAGCGGGGCAGUCACAAAGACUACAAAAAGGGCAAAGCCUGCACCAACACAAAGUGUCUCAUCAUUGGAGCUGGCCCCUGUGGGCUCCGCACAGCCAUCGACUUGUCCUUGUUGGGAGCCAAGGUGGUUGUUAUUGAAAAGCGAGAUGCCUUCUCCCGCAACAAUGUCUUACAUCUUUGGCCCUUCACCAUACAUGAUCUCCGAGGUCUGGGUGCCAAGAAAUUCUACGGCAAGUUCUGUGCCGGAGCCAUUGACCAUAUCAGUAUCCGUCAGCUCCAGCUAAUCCUCUUGAAGGUAGCCUUGAUCUUGGGCAUUGAGAUCCACGUCAAUGUAGAAUUCCAAGGACUUGUUCAGCCUCCUGAGGACCAAGAGAAUGAACGGAUAGGAUGGCGAGCAUUGGUGCACCCUAAAACUCAUCCUGUAUCAGAAUAUGAAUUUGAAGUCAUUAUCGGUGGAGAUGGGCGUAGGAACACCUUGGAAGGAUUUCGUAGAAAAGAAUUUCGUGGCAAGCUAGCCAUUGCCAUUACAGCAAAUUUCAUCAACCGCAACACAACCGCAGAGGCCAAAGUGGAGGAGAUCAGUGGCGUGGCUUUUAUAUUCAACCAAAAAUUUUUCCAGGAGCUGAGAGAAGCCACAGGUAUUGACUUAGAGAACAUCGUCUACUACAAAGAUGACACACACUACUUUGUCAUGACGGCCAAAAAGCAGAGUUUGCUGGACAAAGGGGUGAUACUGCAUGACUACACAGACACAGAGCUGUUGCUCUCCCGGGAGAAUGUGGACCAGGAGGCCCUGCUGAACUAUGCCCGGGAGGCGGCAGACUUCUCUACCCAGCAGCAGCUGCCUUCUCUGGAUUUUGCCAUCAAUCACUACGGGCAGCCAGACGUGGCCAUGUUCGACUUUACCUGCAUGUACGCCUCUGAAAAUGCCGCCUUGGUACGGGAACAGAACGGACACCAGUUACUAGUAGCUUUGGUUGGGGACAGCCUCCUGGAGCCUUUCUGGCCAAUGGGGACAGGAAUAGCCCGGGGCUUUCUGGCUGCUAUGGACUCUGCCUGGAUGGUACGAAGCUGGUCUCUGGGCACCAGCCCCUUGGAAGUCUUGGCAGAAAGGGAAAGCAUUUAUAGGCUGCUGCCUCAGACCACCCCUGAGAACGUGAGCAAAAACUUCAGCCAGUAUAGCAUCGACCCUGUCACUAGGUAUCCCAAUAUUAACAUCAACUUCCUCAGGCCAAGCCAGGUGCGCCAUUUAUACGAUAGUGGAGAAACAAAAGAUAUUCAUCUGGAAAUGGAGAACCUGGUGAAUUCCCGGACCACUCCCAAGCUGACUCGCAAUGAGUCUGUGGCCCGUUCAAGCAAGCUGCUGGGGUGGUGCCAAAGGCAGACAGACGGCUAUUCAGGAAUAAAUGUGACAGAUCUCACUAUGUCUUGGAAAAGUGGCUUGGCCCUGUGUGCGAUCAUCCACAGAUACCGCCCUGAUCUAAUAGACUUUGAUUCUUUGGAUGAGCAAAAUGUGGAGAAGAAUAACCAGCUGGCCUUUGACAUCGCUGAGAAGGAACUGGGCAUCUCUCCCAUCAUGACCGGCAAGGAGAUGGCUUCAGUGGGGGAGCCGGACAAGUUGUCCAUGGUGAUGUACCUCACGCAGUUCUACGAGAUGUUCAAGGACUCCCUCUCCUCCAGCGACACCCUGGACCUGAACGCAGAGGAGAAAGCUGUCCUGAUAGCCAGCACCAAAUCCCCCAUCUCCUUCCUGAGCAAGCUCGGACAGACCAUCUCUCGGAAGCGUUCACCCAAGGAUAAAAAGGAAAAGGAUUCAGAUGGGGCUGGAAAGAGGAGAAAAACAAGUCAAUCAGAGGAGGAGGAGCCUCCCCGGAGCUACAGAGGAGAAAGGCCCACCGUGGUGAGCACCCUGACAGACAGACGGAUGGAUGCUGCUGUUGGGAACCAGAACAAAGUAAAGUACAUGGCAACCCAGCUGCUGGCCAAGUUUGAAGAGAAUGCGCCUGCUCAAGCCACUGGCGUGAGGAGACAGCCAACACAAGAGCGUGGGGUCAGCCAGCGGUCCUGUUGCCUGCCAGAGCAGGGUCGCCCUGCUCCCAUCCCCCAGUGGAAACAGGGCUCCAUAAAGAAAGAGUUCCCGCAGAACCUGGGGGGCAGCGACACGUGCUACUUCUGCCAAAAGCGGGUCUACGUGAUGGAGAGGCUGAGCGCCGAGGGCAAGUUCUUCCAUCGCAGCUGCUUCAAGUGUGAGUACUGCGCCACCACGCUGCGCCUGUCAGCCUACGCCUACGACAUCGAGGACGGCAAAUUCUACUGUAAGCCGCACUACUGUUACCGACUAUCUGGCUACGCACAGAGGAAGAGACCAGCGGUGGCUCCUCUGUCUGGAAAGGAAGCCAAAGGAACCCUGCAGGAUGGCCCCACUGCAGAUGCAAACGGACUGGCCAGCGUUGCCGCCAGCUCAGCCGAGAGAAGCCCAGGUACGAGCAUGAACGGCCUGGAGGAGCCCAGCAUCGCCAAGAGGCUGAGGGGCACCCCAGAGAGGAUCGAGCUGGAGAACUGCCGCCGAUCUGUGAGGCAGGUAGAGGAGCUGGAGGAAGUGCCCGAGGAGACGCAGGCCGAGCAUAACCUGAGCAGCGUGUUAGACAAAGGCACCGAAGAGGACGUGGCCAGCAGCAGUUCUGAGUCAGAGAUGGAGGAGGAGGAAGAGGAAGAUGAUGAAGAUGAUCAGCUCCCCACCUCUGACCUGGGCGGGGUUCCCUGGAAGGAGGCAGUCAGGAUCCACGCCCUUCUGAAGGGAAGGAGUGAAGAGGAGCUAGAAGCCUCCAAGAACUUUGAGCCCGAGGAAGAGGAGGAGGAAGAGGACUAUGAAGAGGAUGAAGAAUACGAUGAGGAGGAAGAGGAGGAGUCCAGUGAAGCCGGGAACAAGAGGCUGCAGCAGAUCAUAACCGCAGCGGAUCCCUUGGCAAUCCAGGCUGAUGUGCACUGGACACACAUCCGUGAGAGAGAGGCAGAGGAGAGGAUCCUCCCACCCUCUGAGUCCUCCACUUCUAGAGCCCCUCUGGAUGAGGAUGACCUAGAAGAGGACGUGGACUCUGAGCCAGCAGAGACCGAAGGGGAAGCUGCGGAGGAUGGAGACCCUGGCGACACCGGUGCUGAACUGGAUGAUCAGCACUGGUCUGACGACAUCCCCUCCGAAGCUGAAACGGAGCAUCGCUUACAGAGCCAGGCCCAGGUGAAAGCAGAGCUGGAGCUGAGAGUGUCGGAAAAUGAGGAAGAGAAGUCAUCUGCUAUGCCAAAGCAAGAGGAGAGAGGUCCUUCCCAAGUCUCCAGCCCUAGCCAGCCACCUCAGAAACAAGGUGUUCUGUUCCCUGCAGCCCGCAGCCCUGGGGCAGAGGAGGCCAAACCCUCACUUGCCUCCAGUGUCACCAAGGUGAAGUCCCCUGAGGAGCCACUGUUUCCUGCACCUCUGCCCCUCAGAGAAAAGCCCCAAGCUGAAACCCCUGAAGAACAGAAAACUGUGCGCUCGCCCAUCCGAUCACAGCCUGUGGCCCUGCCAGAAGCCAGGUCACCUACCUCACCCACCAGCUUACAGCCAGAGUCUCUGCUGGCCCCUCCCACUCCUCCCACACCCCCCUCCACCCAACCCCCCAUCUGUUCCCAACCUCAGCCUUCCACGGACACCUCCAUCCCGUCGCCCACCAAGUCCCCCAUACGCUUCCAGCCAGUUCCAGCCCAAACAUCCACACCCCUGUCCCCAGUCCCUGUGAAGAGCCAAGGAGACCCCACAGACAGACUCGGUGGCCCUCUGGCUGUGGAGGAGGCCCUGAAGCGGAGUGAUCUGGUGGAAGAAUUCUGGAUAAAGAGUGCUGAGAUCCGCCGCAGCCUGGGCCUUACUCCUGUGGACCGGAACAAGGGCUCAGAGCCCCGCCUCCCCUCCCCUGCCUUGAAACCAAUAUCCCUAAAGUCCUACUCAGUUGACAAGUCACCUCAAGAUGAGGGUCUCUGCCUUCUGAAACCCCCACCUGUUCCUAAAAGGUUGGGCCUGCCAAAGUCAGCCGGUGACCAGCCCCCACUGCUGACCCCAAAGUCACCCUCUGACAAGGAGCUGAGGAGCAACCAAGAGGAACGAAGGGACCUGUCCAGCAGCUCAGGCCUAGGUCUCCAUGGCAGCUCCUCCAACAUGAAGACCUUGGGGAGCCAGAGCUUCAACACCUCAGACUCUACCAUGCUCACUCCACCUUCCAGCCCACCCCCGCCCCCACCCCCCAACGAGGAGCCUGCAACCCUUCGAAGGAAACCCCAUCAGACUUUUGAGCGCAGGGAAGCCUCAGUUAUCCCACCUCCCACCCCUGCCUCAUUCAUACGGCCCCCACGGGAGCCAGCCCAGCCCCCCAGGGAGGAGGUUCGGAAAUCCUUUGUGGAGAGCGUGGAUGAGAUCCCCUUUGCUGAUGAUGUGGAGGACACUUACGAUGAUAAGACUGAGGACUCCAGUCUGCAGGAGAAGUUCUUCACACCCCCCUCCUGCUGGUCCCGAUCAGAGAAGCUCCAGGCCAAGGAGAAUGGGCGGCUGCCCCCCUUGGAGCAUGAUGUGCAGCCACAGAAAAGGGGACUGCCUCUGGUCUCCGCAGAAGCCAAGGAGCUGGCAGAGGAGCGCAUGCGGGCCCGGGAGAAGUCUGUGAAGAGCCAGGCACUGCGAGAUGCCAUGGCCAAACAGCUGAGCAGGAUGCAGGCCAUGGAGAUGAUGUCCUCCAGGUCCCGCCCAGCACCAUCCCAGGGCAAGGAACUAGGCUCCGAGUCCAUCAAGCACCCAAGCUUCCGGGGCUCCCAGGAGCCCACCCUGAAGCACGAAGCUACCAGCGAAGAUAUCCUCUCCCCUCCAUCAGACUCAGGAGGCCCUGAUGGCUCUGUCACCUCAUCCGAGGGCUCCAGUGGAAAGAGCAAAAAGAGGUCGUCCCUCUUCUCCCCCCGAAGGAACAAGAAAGAGAAGAAACCCAAAGGGGAAAGCCGCGCCCCAGAGAAACCCAGCCCAGGCCUCCCAGAGGACGUGGCAGCUAAGCCCAAGUCCCUGUGGAAAUCAGUCUUCUCCGGGUACAAGAAGGACAAGAAGAAAAAGAGCGAUGAGAAAUCGUGUUCCAGCACACCGUCCAGUGGCGCCACAGUGGACUCCGGCCAGCGCAGGGCAUCUCCAAUGGUGAGAGCAGAGCUGCAGCUCCGGCGCCAGCUGAGUUUCUCAGAAGACUCAGACCUGUCCAGUGAUGACAUUCUUGAGAGGUCUUCCCAGAAGUCCAAGCGAGAGUCGAUUUAUGUACCACACGCCUUGGCGUUCAGGAGAGCCUAUUCAUCAAAGCCCAGAACCUACACAGAGGAGGAGCUGAGUGCCAAGCUGACACGGCGUGUACAGAAGGCAGCUCGGAGACAGGCCAAGCAGGAGGAGCUGAAGCGGCUGCACCGAGCCCAGAUCAUCCAGCGGCAACUGGAGCAAGUGGAGGAGAAGCAGAGGCAGCUGGAGGAGAGGGGCGUUGCAGUAGAGAAGGCUCUGCGAGGCGAAGCAGUUGAGCCCAGUGGCGGGACUCCACGGCGUAGACCUCUCUCCUUCUGCCCUUGCUGUGUCCAGGAAGGCAUGGGUAAGAAGGAUGACCCCAAGCUGAUGCAGGAGUGGUUCAAGCUGGUGCAGGAGAAAAACGCCAUGGUGCGCUACGAGUCAGAGCUGAUGAUUUUUGCUCGGGAGCUGGAGCUAGAAGACCGGCAGAGUCGGCUGCAGCAGGAGCUGAGGGAACGGAUGGCCGUGGAAGAUCACCUGAAGACAGAGGAGGAGCUGUCAGAGGAGAAGACGAUCCUGAACGAGAUGCUGGAGGUGGUGGAGCAGAGAGACUCGCUGGUGGCCCUGCUGGAGGAGCAGCGACUGAGGGAGAAAGAGGAAGACAAGGACCUGGAGGCUGCUAUGCUGUGCAAGGGCUUCAGCCUGGACUGGUCCUGAGCCUGCCGGCCAUUGUGUCUGGUAGAUUGGCACCCACCUGACCCGGCUGUGUUCUCCUAGACCACUGGAUCCAGGUUCAGAAGAGGCCUGGCAUCCCUGGAGGGCCGUGCUCAGACACCACGCUGUGGGAAAACCCCAGGGUUCUCAUCUGAGGUGAUUCCACCUCCAAGGAGAGGGCCCCCCCAGACUUCCCACUCAGGAGGGAGGAGAUGGGUGUGUUUGGUGUGUGCCCCAGGGGGAAAACGCCUUCAGGUCCCUGAGGGCUUGCUGCCUGGCACCUCUUUCAAGUGGCUCCUCUUGAGAGCCACUGCCACCACAGAGCACCUGCAGAGCAGAGCAGCCAUUGCCCUCAUGCUCCCUGAAGCACCACCAAAGAAAGUACAGAGGCCGGCCUCUUCAGGAAAGGGCUGCGGAGAGCCAGCAGGGAGCAACGCCCCCACAGGGGUAAUGCUCACCCUGCCUGGGCAGGGGAAGUAGGCAGGUUCAUUAUGCAAGUUAGGAGGGUGCAGGAGGGGCCUGCCCCACCACACACUGGAUCCCCAGUGGCCAAGUGCCCCGGGCCUCUCACAUGGACAGUGGCCUGAAGCCCGCGGAUUGCUGUGUUUCGCUUUUAGUUCACAACCGUUUUGACACUGGAAAGUAUUGACUUUGGGAGAGCUGAAGGAGGACCCUACCUGUCAACCCCUCCCCCACCUCCUCCCCCACCCGCACCCUACCCCAGCCCACCCCUGUUGACAGAGAGGCACAGCCCCUGGUCAGCACCCACAUCAGUUACAGGAGAUGGCUCUCCUUGGCGUUUUCCUGUGUUUGCACAUCGAAACGAGACUGUCAGCCUGGCCAGACACUCAGCCACUUCGGACCCUUUUUUUGUCAAUUAACUUAUUUUUUUAAUACUUGAAAGUAAGCAACAUCAUUUUUAUACCUUUACUAAGAGACACUGCCUGUCACCUGCGCGUGGGAGUGACGACAAGGUCUUUGUACGUCCCACGCAGCCUGAUGCAAAGCUGACCUGAUUCUUGUCCAUGCAUCUAUUUAUUAGCCUUCUUAAUAGUGUUACCGGCCUGGUUGGCCCUGUGGGUCCUUGCUCACAGCUUUUCUGUCCCCUCCACCCAGCACCCUGUUCUAUUGCCACUGGACCUUUUCCAGGAGAAUAGCCUCUCUGUGCGGAUGCAUUUCAGCACCAGGAGGCCAGGCCUGGAGACAGGCUCUUCUGGUCUUUUGGGGAUCUUGGCUCUGUAGAACCCCCUUCGUCUAAUUUUGCUGCCAAGGUUUUACCUCCUGUACCUAUGUACAAGGUUGAGGCUAGCCCUUCGUCAUGCUUGCUGGGACCAAGUAGUGUGUGACCUUGUCCUUAGGCUGGCUGGUGAAAAUGUUCUACCCAGCUAGACAGGAAUAUAUGUGCUGGUCUCACCUCAACAUACCAGCCGCUCCAAUCUUCUCUGCCUAUACCAGGAUUGGCUUGGCAUGGCAAGAGCCAGGAAGCACCGUGUACCCAGAUCCAUAAACCAAGCUGUUCAUUUCUUGUGGUUCAGCCAGAGACCAGCGAGUGGGGCCAGGGUGCUUCUCUUUCAAAACAGCAGCAGCACAUGGACCAGUGCAUUCUGGAAAGGGCACCCCAGCUGGGCCUGUGGGAGGGGCUAGUGCACACAACAGCCAAGGGCCCACACUGACCCUGGACUUCCCGUGGGAACCACACCGUGCCUCAACUUGAACAUCCAUCCACCCAACUCCAGAGGAGCAAACAGCUGUCUUCUUAAACUCUUCACCUUGCGCAAAAGCUGCCAUCUCUCCUGUGGAAAUCCAGAUGUGCUGCUAGCAACCGCCACGGCUCUGACAUCAUCACUUCCCGGUCUCCGACAUGGCGGUAUUGCUAUUUUUAUUCCGUCAGAGGAGGAUGUUCUGGAUUCCAUUUUCAACCACAAUCUGCCAAUCAAACUGGACUUUGGACAGGACCUUCAUCGCCUGUGUGGCCUUCUUCUUGACCCUGUCCUCCUCCACAGUGCCACCGGCAGUCCCAUGCAGCUCAGCCCUGUCAUUCCUGCUAACCCAGAACAAGGAAACCAUUUCCUGACUGACUCAAGAAGGAUGUAGGGGCAUGCUGCAUCUCUGGUGGCCUCAGAGCAGAAGCACCAGAUGUUCCCUUCCACCUCUGUCCUGGUCAGCCAUGAUGUGUUGAUCUCUCCAAAGCACACACUGCUUCCAGCAGUCAUUAGAAAGUGGGCAGAACACUGCAGGCAGGCCUCAGAAAUGCACCAGCCUUAGGAGAUGUCCCCCAGUUCUCCAGUCAUGACAGCAUGAGGACUUCAGGCUCUCACAGAGCACUUUUUUUAGGCUCCCAGUUUGUAACCACUAGUUUGCAGUUGAUCUCAGUGGCCCAGUGUUCUCCGCCUCUGGAAAUGCAUACAGUGAUAGUCAUGCGUUCUUCCCAGGGGUUAUGUCUUCACUUGAAGGCAGGGAAGAGAGGGAUGUCUACACUUCAUACAUGCAAUGCUAGAGUGCUUUUGAGUAAACCCAAACUCAAGGCUAAGGACAGUGUGUGAGGCUCUAGCCUCUAUCCCUGGAGCAUAAGCAGAAGGCAACCCAUGACUUCCAAGUAAGAGCAUGGCCAACCCAGGUUCCCAUCCUGCUCAGUUGAUAUUUUUGCCCCCAACAGCCAUCCUUAAGGUAAUUUGACCAGCAGCUAUAGACUUAAGGUAUUUAUAGAUACUAAGAUAUUUACCGAAGUGGUGGUGCACGCCUUUAAUCCUAGCACUUGGGAGGCAGAGGCAGGCAAGAUUCCUGAAUUCCAGGCCAGCCUGGCCUACAGAGUGAGUUCCAGGACAGCCAGGGCUACACAGAGAAACCCUGUCUCAAAAAAACAAAAAAAAAACAAAAAAACAAAAACAAGUAAGGUAUUUUUCACUGGGACAGGAGAGUAGAGGCGGGGCAGCAAAUAUCGGGGGUGCUAGGAACAUAGUGCAGUGGUAGAAUGUGUGUUCAGCAUGCAGAAGGCCCAUGGUUCAAUCCCCAAUACCACAUUUAAAUUUUUUUUCAUUUGAAAAAUGGUAACAUGACCCACAAGAGGGAAUGGUCUGUUUUAUCCGCAAUAAAGUUUUGUUUGUUUGUUUUUUUAAAGAAA
Molecule: messenger RNA, 9787 nt
Organism: Mastomys coucha (southern multimammate mouse)
Lineage: Eukaryota; Metazoa; Chordata; Mammalia; Rodentia; Muridae
Gene: Mical3
Product: microtubule associated monooxygenase, calponin and LIM domain containing 3
Exons: 35
Coding region: 481-6669 (2062 amino acids)
Molecular function (GO): protein binding; FAD binding
Source: RefSeq, a predicted model, not a curated record